AUGACGUCCCUGGGCCAUUCGCGAGCGACCAGCCUGGUCGACACCCGCAACCGACCCAUGGCCACCAGCGGCGCCUUCAAUCCUCCGCCGCCCUCAGGCCGCAAUGGAGGCGAUUCCAGGCCCGGCGGGGCCCCGAUCCCGCACAUUGAUGAUAUCCUGGGGGCUCCCAGAGACAUCGACAUAAACCAGUCUAUCCGCAGGUUGUUGGAAUCGGCCGAGGCAUCGCUGCGACAGGCGGAGAUGAGCCGCGACUUCAAGAGGCCUGCGCUGGCCUUGAAAGACUAUAUUCGAGCGUCUGUUAUUGCGAUCCAGACAAUCCGUAAUCACCGAGACUAUGCCUCCCUCAAGGGCGACCACAAUGACCUGGCACGAGCACACAGUUCCCUGCUCAAGAAGAUUAGCCAGCAAGAUGCCACCUUUGCGAGGAUCAAGCAAGACAUUAUCGCAGACAACAAGAGGACCGGCGUGCGGCCCACCAGCCACAAACCCGGAUCGUCCCAGGAGAAUGGUGUUGGCUCUCGGUCCAGAUCUCCCGUCAAGGCGACGCAAGAUGUCGGCUCAUCACUAUCCUCGGUGAACCGAUCACCUGCUGCGUCUCCGCGAUCGAGCAUGAACGGGUCUCCGGCAAGAGCCAGGCCAAGUAUCCAACCGAAGCCCCAAGCUCUCCACGGGAAUGCAAUCAGCUCAGCCCGUUCGAGUUUGAGUCUUUCUGUCUCUGCCGCCCAGGAGCUUGCCGCUCGCUUCGCCAAUCUCAGAGGCCCUCAAGCGUCUCCAAGCCCCCAAGCAUCCCCAGGCCAGGAUCCCCGCAUCAAGACACACCAAAUCAUCCCCCCCAAGCCUGCCGGCCCUCGAGAGAUGCCACCGCCACCGCCGAGACCACCAAAGAUUGAUAUCAAUACCAAUAUGCCGAGUUUACCCAAGAUGCCGGAUGCAAUCUACAGCCCCCGCGGAAGCAUUUCAGGAGAAACACCGAGACCUCCAGGCACAACUCGUGCUGUGUAUAAUCGAAACGGCACUACGACCCCCUCUGUUCCCGGCACCCCUACACAACAGUCACAGGCCCAGGCUGAUUACUUUGCGCCAGCCCAGAGCUAUUCCAACAUAUCAAUACCCCCUACACCACCUGAGAAUGCUAUGAAAGUACCAGAAGGAGAUUCAAUAACAUCCGAUCAGCUGUACCAGGCCAUGAAGGCGAAAGGCUCCAUUCUGGUCAUCGACACCCGGCUUCGAGAAGAUUUCAAUGAAGGUCACAUCAUGUCUUCGUCGACCAUCUGCAUUGAGCCGAGCGUCUUGCUUAGGGAGAAUCUUUCCGCGGAUCAGAUAUCCGAGAGUCUGGUGUUGUCCCCGAACCAGGAAGAGUCACUAUUUGAGCAGCGAGACAAGUAUGACCUAGUUGUCUUUUACGACCAGGAAUCCGAAGAAGUCCCCAAGAAUCCCCGUAGUUCUGACGACCUGGUUCUCGUUUCACUUCGACGAGCGUUGGUAGAUUACAACUAUUCGAAAGACCUCAAGAAUCCCCCCAAGAUUUUGAAAGGAGGUCUUGAUGCCUGGGUGGAUUUAAUGGGCCCUGCAUCACUACAGUCAAGUACGCAAACUAUCACACCCAAACCAACCAAGCGAAUCCGAAGCAGUACGAUUGAGCGGACAAAGUCGAAGUAUGUUGUCAAAGCCUUGAAACCAGACGAUGUCAAGGCUUGGCAAGAGACUUUGAAGAAUGAGGACAUGGAGACGGCAACCUCGCCCAACUUCCUCCGGUCCCAGGAGGAGUUUCUCAGGAGGUUUCCGCCCGUGGCUAUGGAGCAAGAGUCCAUGUCAUCGCAGGAACAGUCGCAGGGCCGGCCAGCAUACGGGCUAUCCCAUAAAGUCGAUUUAUAUACCGACCUCCCUUCACCUCCAACUAGACCCGCCCCGGCCCUGCCACGGCCAAGCUACAAUGGUCUGACGGAGGGUGCGGAUGAGAGGGAGCUUUACGGGAAAGCCAACGGAACGCCGACAAACCGGCAGGUAACCCGUGCGCCCGUGAAGGCCGUAGAGCAACCGCCAGCGGUCGACAACACUAAGUUUUACACGGGACUCAAUAACCCCAAUAACUGGUGCUACGCAAACAGCACCCUGCAGUGUCUCCUGGCCUCACCUGAGUUUGGAAGGGAGCUAGCGGACUCGACUUGGAUAUCUAAGUACAAGGCGCCGAAAAAGGACGACGAGAAGAUUGAACAUCCUCAGCUGAUGAUUCGAAUCAUCACCAACCUGUUUCACUGGAUGAGCUCUGGCAAGUUCCAGGUCAUGAAAGCCCAGACGUUGAUGAAUUACUCGCGCCACCUCUGUAAACAAGCCCAGGGCCUUGAGCCGUUUGGUGGAGAUCAGCAGCAGGACGCACAGGAGUUCAUGUCAUUUCUUCUCACUCACCUCCAUGACGAGACCAACACGCGGCGAGACCGCAAGGGGCAUGUCGAACAGCCCGACACCAAGCGCCAGUCGCUGCUCCAGGCGGCGGGCGAGUACUGGCACAACCACAUCGGCCUCAACCAGUCCAUCAUCGACCGGUACUGGCGCGGCCUCGAGCUGUCGACAGUCAAGUGCGAGGAGUGCCACACCAAGACGUACUCCUUUUCGCCCUUUGAAUGGAUCCCCGUCACCGUGAAUAGAGGCCUCAGCAUGACGCUCGACGAGGUUCUCGGAGAGCACACGGCCGGGAACCAUCUGAGCGACUUCUCCUGCGACAAAUGCCGUCGUCCCACCCGCGCCCUCCAGUCCCUCUCCUUCGCCCGCAUGCCCUCGCUCCUCUGCGUCUGCCUCCGUCGCUUCCAGUACCAGCCGGCCUAUGGCAAGUCAGUCAAGUCGUCGGCGCCCAUCACAUGGGAUUUCAACGACACUGACAUGUCGCGCUACUUCCUCACGUCUGCCGACCAGACCCCGACCAACGGGACCACGGGCCCCACGGACCCGGCCUUUGCGGCGCCGUUCCGCUACGAGACGUAUGCCGUCAUCAUCCACGAGGGCAGCACCACCAACAGCGGCCACUACACGGCGUACGUCCGGGAUUCGUCUUCGCACGACCCCUACGCCUGGUUCUACUGCAACGAUUCGAGCGUGACCAAGGUUCGUAUCGGCAGCGGCGACCGUGACGACGUCCAGGAGGCCGUCUUCAAGACCCGCCGUGACAAAGUCCCCUAUCUCAUCUUCUUCCGCCGCAAGGGCAUGCGGUGA
Ilyonectria robusta is the source of this 3207-nucleotide messenger RNA. RefSeq lists its product as uncharacterized. Gene Ontology annotation, biological process: protein deubiquitination. Bases 1 to 3207 code for a protein of 1068 amino acids. The record is from RefSeq and is a predicted model, not a curated record. Lineage: Eukaryota; Fungi; Ascomycota; Sordariomycetes; Hypocreales; Nectriaceae. Gene Ontology annotation, molecular function: cysteine-type deubiquitinase activity. The transcript has 2 exons.